Messenger RNA from Penicillium taxi, 2184 nucleotides. RefSeq lists its product as uncharacterized. The transcript is spliced from 2 exons. Gene Ontology annotation, cellular component: cytoplasm. The record is from RefSeq and is a predicted model, not a curated record. NCBI's taxonomy places the organism in Eukaryota, Fungi, Ascomycota, Eurotiomycetes, Eurotiales, Aspergillaceae. Gene Ontology annotation, molecular function: protein binding. The coding region runs from base 1 to 2184 and encodes 727 amino acids.
AUGACUGCCGUGGCUUCUCCUCCUAGUGUGCAAUCGGGGCCUCGCUUGGCAUGGUACAAUACUGCGGAGGAAACACAAGACGCUGCCGACGAAAUCACCCGGUUUUUACCCCGUAAAACCCCAAACUAUCGAUCAUCCUCUCUAGGGUCGACCUCCUCUACAGCAACCACCACUCCACAAGACUCACAUGCUGCUCAGAAACCUGAAAAACGUCCUCUGAUCAAGAAGAAGCCGCGAAACCCCUGGCCCAACUCCAAGUCCGAGCCAGUAGCAGAAGUGGCAAACGCCCGGCUGCAAGCGGUUCCUGCAUUCACUUCAGGAUCAAGUGCAGCUUCCACAAUGUCCGCUAUCCACCAGCCUUCUAUCGUCCCGUCGCAGCAUAUGCUUCAAUCUUCCCAGCAGAAUGGCACUCGGCAGACUAACGGGCAGUCGUCUGAUGCUCCCACUGCUAUUCUCGCUCUCGUACCCAUGAACGGUACAUUUGAAAAGAAGCAGAUCAAUGUGCCAUUUGUCCCAGAGGUCCUCCGAAUUGGUCGCCAGACUAACGCCAAGACACAACCCACGCCCAUCAAUGGGUUUUUCGAUUCUAAAGUCCUAUCUCGACAACAUGCUGAGAUCUGGGCUGAUAAGAGUGGGAAAAUUUGGAUUCGCGAUGUGAAGUCAUCUAACGGAACCUUUGUUAAUGGCCAUCGUUUAUCUCCUGAGAACCGCGAGUCAGACCCGCACGAAUUACGCGAAAAUGAUACCCUUGAGUUAGGAAUCGAUAUCGUUGCCGAGGAUCAGAACUCCAUUGUUCACCACAAGGUCUCAGCUAAAGUUGAGCAUGCUGGCCCAAUCGGAAACACUCCCAAUAUUCUUGAUCUCAAUUUUGGCGACUUAGACCCGGCUUCGGGUGGUGGUCUUCUUCCAUCUCCUCUCACCCAACAAUUUUCUCAUCAACGUGGAAGAUCGAGCAGUAACUUGAGCAACCGCAGUAUUCAAAGCAAUGCUAGUACUCAAAUCAGUGCCUUGCAACAACAGAGACAAAUGAAUUAUUGGAAUUCGCCUCUCUCUGUCGAGCAAGUCGUCAAGAGACUUACAGGCGAAUUAAAACUAGCCAAACAGCAAUCCCAGGAUCUCUCUCAGACCGAUGAAUUCUUAACAGCCAUCAUGAAGCCUGGAUAUGCUGAAAAGGAAAAAGCCAUGAAACCAUCUCCCCUGGAAAACAACCUUUCUCGCCAAUUGAAUGGCCGCCCCAAGGUGCCGCGUGUCGACUCAUUCUCCCGAUUUUCGGAGCCACCCGCUCCUCCUCCUCAGCAGCCUUUGCCAGAGAAACCCGAUGCUCAUCCACGGAGCGCCUCGGACUCUUUCUCAUCUUCGAAGCGUAUUGAAGCGGACAAGUCGAAAUCAGUUUCCUUGAACUCUCCUGUUUCGCGAGAAUCGAGCCAAAUACUCUCAUUGAUCGAAGCAUUGACCAACGCCAAACGAGAAAUUGACACCCAAGGUGCUCGUGUUAAAGAACUGGAGGAACUACUCCUCUUAGAGAGAACUGCGCGUGAAUCUGCAGAGGAGAAAGUCAAGAAUAUGGAGGUCCCUUCCACCUUGAUUGGUGAAGUAGAAAUAUCCCAAGAUGAUGAGACUGCCUUGAAAGAUAAGUUGGAGGCUAAGCAGGAAGAUGUUAUCCUGGAGGGUGCUGGAAAGCCCAAUGGCUCCAUCAUGCCAUUGGAGGCUACUGCUUCUGACAUCGACCGCUCAGAGAGUUCCCCUGAAGUAGAUACCAACAACAUCCAGCUUCGCUUGGAAAACAUGAUGGAAGAAAUGGAAGCGAUGAGAACCGAACUGGCAUCAUUCAAGAAGCGUGCAGAGACCGCUGAGGAUGAGCACGCCAUGACACAGAAGUCGUUGUCGGAAAUGAUUGCAACCCUCCGUCGUCAACGCGAGGAGCAGGCUUCCGCUAAGGUCUCUGAUCUCAUUUCUAAAUCUCAAGGCCAUGACAUGACAAAUAAUUUGGGUGAAAACGGUGCAACAGAGCAUAAUAAAAUGGGUGGUUCAUCAGGUCGGCUCUUGGAUGUGCGCGCUACUACCCAGUGGCAGCGACGCCCCUUCCUUGACGAGGCAAGCCCUUAUGCUUCCAUGUUCGGCGUUGUUCUCCUUGGGGUUGGCUUAAUGGCAUAUCUCAACGGGUGGCAGAAGAUGGACAAGUGA